AUGUCCGUUAGUCUUAAGCUUCCGAGUAGCAAACUCCUCAGUCUUCCUAGUUUUGGUUCGACCUUGUUUUCGCAACUUGGUCGGAGCGUCAGGGAGACCUUUUGGAACGUGCCUAGUCUCGUAUUUGUGAUUUCCAGCAUUGGACACUUGGCUGGAUACAUUUCCAAACGUUUCACUGGCAUCAUAGUCGGCAUCGUCAGUGAGAAGCGCCAUCGUAAAGUUGAGAGUGGAGGUCCCAUGCCUUUAGAUGUAAAAUAUGUGGUCCUAACUAUCAGAUUGAUCCAUCGUGUCAUCGACUUAUUCCACAUCUGUUCGGCUCUCAGGAUAUCCUCCUCUCGUUACAAGAUCUCCACAAUGGAGGUGAACACCUUCUGUCUUGUGAUCUUUGUGAACCCGGAUAGUGCGCCAAAACUUACCGACAUUUUCGUCCUUGCCAGUCCAAUGUCUUAG
Messenger RNA from Protopolystoma xenopodis, 450 nucleotides. The record is from the annotation of a GenBank genome assembly. NCBI's taxonomy places the organism in Eukaryota, Metazoa, Platyhelminthes, Monogenea, Polystomatidea, Polystomatidae.